ACUUAUUGUCAGUGUGCCACGAACCUUUGAAGAGAACGGACGUACGCCGGCUCUCAAUUCCGAUAAGAUCCACGUGCUCGCCUGCCGGUCUUUGGUGUUCGCAAAUAAAAAUCACCGUUUACACGGAGAGCCGAGAAUUUGAAUGAUAAGAAUUUCGCUACUCGAUUUAAGGGGUUUUCAUGCGAUUCUCGACAUAAUACAGCGUGAACAACGCCAAAUCGACGGCUGCGAUGUGUGAAUUUUUACCGCCGGCUACUGACCGAAGGCUCGUAGAUUCGCCGCCUGUGUAAUGCAAACAAUUAAUACCCAGAGGGGGCGACGCGAGGGGUCGGAUCAACGAACAAGUCGAUGAUUCUGGCCGAGGGAAUUGCACAACACGGCGACUUUCCCGUCGGCGGAUGCCGGCAAAUAGAACGGCUUAGUGAGUGUUCCUGCAUCCGUGUACCAAGAGUGUGAAAAAUCAAAUCAAGCUGGUCCGGAGUUUUAAAAAUGAACGAAAAGCUUGGGAGGAAGAGUUGACUUUACAACGCUCUGCUAGUUGAAAUCACAUCUGCCCAAGUUGGUGUCUUUUACGUACAAGAUAAAUUGCUUGUGUAACUUUGAACAGGCGUAAGAACCACCAGACGACUCGCUGUUUACUGGAUAAAUAAACAACCAGCUCUAAUUUACUAUGCGAAAGACUCCGCGAAUCCGAUCUCACAUGGACAUUAUUAUACCGGUGACUUUUAUCCUAACGAUAAUAAAAUACUCUAAGCAGAUCUCGCACUUUGGAGAAGUUCGUAGUUCGUUCAACUGACUGCUCCAGACGCUGUUGCUGAUCUAUUCAUCCCAGGCACGAUAUAUCUUUGAUCAGGGAUGGAGGAGAUAUGCGAGGAGGGGACCGUGUCUCGAUUUCUGGGUACAUGGCCCAGGCGUCACUUGAUCUGGACGUGGAAAGCCGCGAAUGGAUCCUCAAUAAGAAUGACCGCAGCGUCAGGAACAACACCGAACAGGACCGAGUGCUCCGUGGAAGCUGCGAACAUAGUCAUUGCCAUAAUCGCCCUGAUUCCACCCGCCCUACUGGUCAUGCGGUACAAAUGCGGGGAGAGGCAGAAGACAAGCGGAAGCCUGCUACCUCUGCACAAUGUUAGAUCCCUGCUAUGUCUUGGCCUGCUGUUAUUCUUCCUACUGGACUUGUCGGAGAGUCUGUUUGAGAUGCGUCUGCUGCUUCCAAUCCUGAGCAUUCUUCUGGUUCUGGUGUGCUGGACAGCACACAGAGCAAUUGAGGUGUGGAAUGGGAUCGGGGUCAUCGUUACUGCGGCUUCAUUCGCAAUGGUGGCCGUUGCGAGGGUCUGGAGGCUCAUAUACAUCCACGGGCUCGGACUGACCUUCGCUCAGGCCAGAGUAACGGCGACGACAGGAGCUGCGGUCUGUUGCAGCCUUUUGGCGAUCGUGGACACCUACGCGGUCUACAGACUGGUGCAAAAGGACAGGAAGUACACCGUGCAUCGACAGCAGAGCUCAAACAUAUCCUACAAGCACAGGGAGGCCCCGUUUCUCAGCAGGAUAACGUUCCACUGGGUGGUCGAACUCUUGGGACGCGGUUACCAGGCCCCCCUGGAUCUUCAGGACAUCGGUGAGCUUCCGAGCGAGGAAUCCACGCGGGUUCAGUUUGAGAAAUUUUGGAAAAUCUACAAGAAGGAAGUGCAGCGGACAACCAGAGGCGGUAAAUUCUCACUUUGGCGUUGCUUCUGGAAAAGGAUUUGGCGCGGGUUUCUCAUCGGUGGAAUAUUGAAGCUUUUCGGUGACGUCAUGACGCUUGCGGGUCCAAUGGCCAUUUCUAGGAUCAUAAGCUAUGUGGAUACAGUGCAAAACGGGACAAUCACGGACCGUGGCGUUAGGAUUAAGAGCUUCGUCACCCUUGACGAACUCAUGCAGAAUGGCUAUUUCCUGGGUCUGCUGGUCUUCCUGGCGGCCGUAUUGCAGAGCACCUUCAGCCAGGCCUCGACCCACAUUCUCAACGUCGAGGGAAUCCACCUACGAACCGCUCUCCAGGCUUUGGUCUACGACAAAGCCCUCCGAAUGUGUUCGUGGAACAUCGCUGAGGAGGAGAAAGUCCCUGACACCAGAGAUAAAGAGGGGGGCGAUGGAAAGACUCAUCAAACCGCCCCCGAUAUCGGGACACUGACCAACCUCAUGGCCGAAGAUGCGUACAACGUGAUGGGCUUCUUCUGGAUCGGUCAUUACACUUGGGCUGUACCUGUCAAGAUAUCCGCGAUUAUUUUCCUGGUCUACCUGAAGCUUGGUAUCAGCGCGAUAAUCGGUGCUAUUUGCUGCAUUCUGAUCGUCACUCCGAUGCAGCUUUAUCUCGGCAAACGAAUGUCGGCCAAUUCCGAAGUGAUGGCGGAACGCAGCGACGCCCGUUUGAGACUCAUGAACGAAGUUCUCCAAGGAAUAAGACUUAUCAAGCUCAGAGCUUGGGAAGAUCUCUUCAAGGACAGAAUUGGUCAGAGUCGAAACAAGGAACUGAAACUCUUGGACCGCGAUUCGUUUUACUGGGCUUUGAUAACGUUUCUCACUCACGCGUCAUCCGUCUUGAUGACCCUCGUCACCUUCGGUAUCUACUUCUGGGUUGAGGAACGUAAACCUGACGCUGGAAACGUGUUCGCCAGUCUCGCUCUGUUUUCACAACUCACCGUCCCACUCUGUAUAUUUCCAGUUAUCAUCCCAAUUAUCAUUCACGCAAAGAUCUCAACUACGAGACUAGAAGACUUUCUCCAACUACCGGAAACCGUCAACAUUCUGCCUGAAAAUGAUUCGAAAUCAGCCGAUGGGAGGGCCAAAAGACCGAAAAUUUCCGAUGCAGAGGUGGGCAAGAUACAUAACGAGUUGAGCUUCGGAGAUCUGGACAAUAUUGAGGAAGGUGAGGAAGAUCAUAAUUCGUCGGAAUCAGUUUUCUUCAAGGAGCCGGAAACUUCAGGAACGAUAUUGAGUGUUGAUGGUGUAUUCUCCUGGGGUUCUGAAGAGAAUCAGCUAGUCAUCGAGAAUCUGAAAUUUCCACAAGGUAAACUUACACUGAUCGUUGGAAGAAUCGGAACUGGCAAAACUUCCCUACUGUUAGCUAGUCUAGGAGAGAUUCCUACGGUUCGAGGAUCAGUGGAAUGGUCUAAGGACAUAAAAAUUGCAUACGUAUCGCAAAAACCGUGGCUACAGAAUGCUACCCUGAGGGAAAACAUUCUCUUUGGUUCGGACUUUCGACCAUCAAGGUAUCGCAGCGUUUUACGAGCGUGUGCCCUUCAGGAUGACAUCGCAAUUCUACCCGCUGGAGACCUCACGAGGAUCGGCGAGAAGGGUAUCAAUCUCAGCGGUGGCCAAAAGCAGCGGAUAUCCAUUGCCAGAGCUAUAUACAGCGAUGCUGAUACAAUAAUAUUGGACGAUCCUCUGUCAGCCCUAGAUCAGCAAGUGGGACAUCAGGUAUUCGACCAUGGUAUCCAGAGGCUUCUUCUGGGCAGAGGGAGAACGGUGAUCAUGGUAACCCACAUGCUGGAGUUGAUAUCAGCCGCCGACCACAUCGUUGCCAUGGAGGGAUGCAGGGUUCGCUCCGUGGGUUCGAGGGCGGCGAUCGAAGUUUCCGAUCCAGAACUGGCCGCGGAGUGGAGAGAGGCUGCGAGGCGAAAAGACAGCCAGUCGAAAGCUCAGAAGACAGCAAAAGAUCGAUGGUCUUUGGUCAGACUAGUUUCGAGGAUUGGGAUAAACCUCCAGCGUUCCAUCAACGCGGAAGAUGGUUCUUGGAGUACAGACCAAGACGCGAAUGUGACGCCGUCAGCGUUCGUUCCUCUCAGAACGAGGCGGUCGACACUUCACGGUUCCCGAUAUCUCGCCCACGAUCUCACCGACCUUCCGGUACCCACAGAAGAGUGGAGCGUCGUCAGAAAACGAUCAAAAAAGCACAAGAACGCUGCCAGGGCGACCAGUCUUCAACCCCCUAAACAUCCUCCCCCGGUUUUAAGGCAGAGUAGCACCCCAACCAUACUUGAAAGCCAAAUGACCCACUCAAGGAGACGGUAUAACACCUUGGACAGUGGGCAACAGAACGGUACUCUGAAGCAGAUAUUUUCCGGCAGGACUACGCCGUCUCAGGAAUGGGAACAUCAGCCGAUGAAGAGGCUCCUGUCUUCAGAAUCUGGCUACACGGAUGAGACUGACGAAGACUAUGAUGGGACUUCGAAUCCGAAGAAUGCAGUUGGUGAAGACACGGAGUACGAUCAGGAUUUAAGCGGCCUGGUGACGGUUAGUGUCUGCGGCGAUUAUCUGAGAGCCGGAGGCGUCGGUCCCAACCUGAUUUACAUCAGCGUGGCUCUGCUUUGCCAAGCGGUUCGCGUCUACACGGAUAUCUGGCUGAGCGACUGGACCCACCAAGGAAGUCAUCACGACGCUACUUCGGAUCUUCACGAAGAGACCAUAUUCUACUUUCGCGUCUACAUCGCCCUCUCCGUAAGCUCGAUCCUUCUCGCCGUGGUUUACAGCGCCGCUGGACAGUGGGCGGGGGCAAGAGCUCGACGACGACUUCACCAGGAGGCGGUGACUGGGAUACUAGAAGCACCCUUGGUCUUCUUCGAACGGACACCGAUCGGCAGGAUCCUUAACAGGUUCAGCGCGGACAUGGGAGUGAUUGACAAGAAACUGUCGACGGUGGUCCAGAGGACGACGGGAUUCGUAUUACUCUGCGGAUCGGCGAUGCUCGUGAACGUCAUUAUCUCGCCUUGGUUCCUGGCCGCCGCUGUUCCAAUCUGCUUCGCCUACUUCCUGUUGCAGCGAUUCUACAGACGGAGUGCUCGGGAACUCCAGAGGCUCGAUGGAAGCACCCGGGGCCCAGCGGCCGCCCACUUUUCCGAGACUUUGGCCGGCCUCGCGACCCUCAGAGCCUCGAAACAGGAGGAUCGGUUCAUGGACGAGAUGGUCGAGCACUUGGACUCGAACACGAACGCAUUUCUCAUACUCAACACGAGCAGUCGAUGGCUCGGGAUCGCCCUGGAUUAUCUCGGGGCGGUGAUUGUCGGAGCUUCAAUUUUCGCCGCCAUUAUGUCCGCCGAACUUUAUCCCAGCCGUGUUACUCCGGCCCUGGUCGGUCUCGCUGUCAACUACACCCUCCUGGUACCCAUCUACCUCAAUUGGGUCGUUAAAUUUGUUUCCGACAUUGAAAUGUACAUGGGGAGCGUUGCGCGGCUCAGUGCCUACACGAAAACACCCAGAGAAGAAUAUCGGGAUGACGGCCAGGCCGUACCAGGAACUUGGCCCGAAAGUGGGGAAGUCCUUUUCGAAAACGUAUCUUUGCGAUACGGCACGGAAGGGGAACCGAUUGUGACAAAUCUCCAGCUGUUGAUACCAGCCAGACAGAAACUUGGUAUCUGCGGAAGAACAGGAAGCGGAAAGUCAUCGGCGGCGAUGUCCCUCUUCCAAUUUGUCCAAGUAUACGAAGGGCGUAUUCUCGUAGACGGCGUCGAUAUCCACAGGAUUCCACUUCGUCUCCUGCGAUCCCGAAUCUCUGCAAUCCCUCAGGAUGUUAUUCUAUUCAGCGGUACAGUCAGAGAGAAUCUCGAUCCGCUUGGUCACCAUUCGGACGAUGAGUUAUGGGCCGCCCUCGAACUCGCCCAGAUCAAGGAUAUCGUUAAGACUUGCCCCGAGGGACUGAACACCGAGGUCCGGGAAGGCGGUGAAAAUUUCUCCGCGGGACAACGUCAGUUGUUAAGCAUGGCCAGAGCGACUCUUCGAAGGUCGUCGAUCGUCGUCCUUGACGAAGCGACCAGCGCGCUCGAUGCCGUGACUGAAAAAUCAGUCCUCACGGGAAUGGCGACCUCGUUCAGGGACAGAACGGUCAUCACGAUAGCGCAUCGAGUCGCGUCGCUUCUUGACUGUGACCGCGUUGUCGUUUUCGAUGGCGGCCGCGUCGUCGAGGAUGGACCACCGAAAGAUCUGCUUCGCCGUCCAAAUGGCACAUUCUCGGCCAUGCUAAAAUCGUCCGAGGAAUCCAUAGACAAAGCUUAGGAGCUGGAGGAUCGGGAACUCGGGUAUUAUAGAAUUUUGAAGACGUGGCAGGACUAAUUGGUUUGUCGCACUGAAGUGUGAAGUCAAGUAUUACACUGUUUAUGUAUUUAUACGUAAUAGGUAUAUAAAUAUACCUAUAUAUAUAUACAUAUUAUAUAUUUGUAAAAUUGUCCUCUCUAUUUUAUAUUUUAUACAUGUAUACUAUAGCAGCUAAUACAAAACUCAGGUUACAUAAUUUUUAACAUCGAUAAUAUACAUACAUAUCCGUAUAGAUAUCCAUAUGGGUGUAUACUUUAAUUCAAUCCUAUCUUGAGGUUCAUAGAACAGCAUAAACAUUGCGGUAUUAGAGAACAAUAGCCAUCGAGUUACCUGAAGAAUCGGUAGUUUAACCGAUAGCGCUUAUCUCCGGCGACUGCGUUGACAGUGGAACGUUAACCACGAUGUACAAAAUAUCGAACGUGAUUAUUUUCAAACAACGCUACACAAUUGUUAUACAUGUUAUUACCAUCGCGUUCACAAUUGUUCAAUUUCCAUUCCGUUACUCUUAAGUUGAAAAAUAUGAUAUACUCGACGCGUGUACAGACAUGAUACAGACACUUGUAUUAAAAAAUGUACAUCAACCCAAAAAUCAUCUUGUUACAUAGUUUGUACAAAAUUCCACUUCGCCUACGCUGUUCGUACUUACAUCAGGUAAUUAUCGGUAUCUGUGAAUGAAUUUGCUUGAACCUAUUUGUAAAUAAUAGUCGAAAAAGGUAUUUGAAUACUUUUAACUUGCGACAACGAAUGCAGACUUAUAUUUUUCUAGGGAAUUAACGACGAAAGUUGGAAAUAUUCACGAAUGUUACUUGUACCUAUAACCAAGAGCGCAAGGUGUUGAAUGAUAAUAUAAUUAGCCGCGAUCGAAGACGCUAUCUAUGAGCAAACGGUGUCUCUGCCGCUGCUAGUGUAGCCGGAUUGUUAUUCCGCUUAGUCACCUGGAGGCCGGUCAGACGAUAACAGCUAUAGUGAAACUUUUCUUCGUUCUCUGAGUGUGAACCGAGGCGGAGAGUGCAGGAAAUUAACAACACAAAGUGGUUCGUUUCCGUACCGGGAAUAAGUCUAUAAUCUCGCAUAAUUUUUAAUCAAACAUUUUUUAUCAACAAUCCCGUUACCCCCGUCAUGACGGUUCUGGACCCAAGUUGUUUUCCCAAUCCCGCGAGUCUCGAAACGAAUGAGCAUGUUCCAAUGUCGGCUGAUUCGCUACCACGAGUACAAAAUAUAAGGUGAUAAUAUAACGGGCGGGUAAUUUAAUCAGUUUAAUUUAGUGCGGAUUAAUAGUGCUGAGAGUGAACGAUAUAUAUUUGCGUAACAAUUUGUAGGUCUCUUUGAUUUUUACAUUCACAUACAAAUCUCGCCGUCUCUGGACAUUUUCAACAUUCUCUUUUCCGCGUAAGAAUAAAUUAUAAUAUAAAAAAAAUUUGAAAAGAUCUUACUGAAACGGAAACGAAAAAUAAGGUAGAUAAGAUUUCCGCGUCUUCGUUGGGCCAAAGAUUUUAGUCCGAUUCUAGCAACGGUGAGAGGCUGAACCACCUGCGUGAAAAUCCGACUCCGAAACGUGGAAUCCUCCAACAACCCCGUCCACAGAUACAUCCGAA
Molecule: messenger RNA, 7658 nt
Organism: Neodiprion fabricii
Lineage: Eukaryota; Metazoa; Arthropoda; Insecta; Hymenoptera; Diprionidae
Gene: Sur
Product: ATP-binding cassette sub-family C member Sur-like
Exons: 30
Coding region: 856-6024 (1722 amino acids)
Biological process (GO): transmembrane transport
Cellular component (GO): membrane
Molecular function (GO): ABC-type transporter activity; ATP hydrolysis activity; ATP binding
Source: RefSeq, a predicted model, not a curated record